This is a messenger RNA of Pseudomassariella vexata, 2475 nucleotides long. RefSeq names its product Pescadillo N-terminus-domain-containing protein. NCBI's taxonomy places the organism in Eukaryota, Fungi, Ascomycota, Sordariomycetes, Amphisphaeriales, Pseudomassariaceae. Gene Ontology annotation, biological process: maturation of LSU-rRNA from tricistronic rRNA transcript (SSU-rRNA, 5.8S rRNA, LSU-rRNA); ribosome biogenesis. Gene Ontology annotation, molecular function: RNA binding. Bases 120 to 2174 code for a protein of 684 amino acids. Gene Ontology annotation, cellular component: PeBoW complex; nucleolus. The record is from RefSeq and is a predicted model, not a curated record. The transcript has a single exon.
AGAAAAAAGUUCGAACGCAUACACCGCGAUAAUCUGCUGGUGGUUGCAUUCUUCUUUCAACCAACGACAGUUUCUGCAAUCGAUUGGAAGAUCGCCAAUCGCCAAAGAAAUAUUCCAAAAUGGGUCGCUUAAGAAAGAAGGGCCAGGCCGGUGCCGCAAAGAACUACAUCACUCGAUCGCAAGCUGUGAGGAAACUCCAGAUCACCCUUCCCGACUUUCGAAGGCUAUGCAUCUGGAAGGGAAUCUUCCCUCGCGAGCCGAACAACAGGAAAAAGGCCAACAAGAGCUCGACUGCUUCAACCACCUUCUACUACGCCAAGGAUAUCCAGUAUCUGCUUCAUGAGCCCUUACUGCAGAAGUUUCGAGACCAGAAGGUCCUCGAGAAGAAGAUAUCCAGAGCUUUGGGCCGAGGAGACGUUGGCGACGCAUCAAGACUCGAGCGCAAUGCCGCGCGACCCGAGAAGACGGGCAGACCUCCAUACACCCUCGAUCAUCUGAUCCGGGAACGAUACCCAACCUUCGUGGAUGCAUUGAGGGAUCUCGAUGAUGCCUUGUCCAUGCUCUUCCUCUUCGCCAACCUCCCCUCCACAUCUUCCGUGCCCGCCAAGAUGAUUGCCAAGUGUGAGCGCCUGUGUCUCGAGUUCCAGCACUACUUGAUCGUGUCGAAGAGCUUGCGCAAAUCAUUCCUGUCCAUCAAGGGCAUAUACUACCAAGCCACGAUCCAAGGAGAGGAUAUCCUGUGGCUCGUCCCUUACAAGUUCAACCAGAGAGUUGUGGGUGAUAUUGACUUCAGAAUCAUGGGUACCUUUGUGCAAUUCUACAUGACUCUGCUCAAAUUCGUCAACUUCAGACUCUACAACUCGGUUGGCCUUGUGUACCCGCCCAAGUUUGACCAGACCAGGGAUGAAUCGGCGGCGGAGCUGGCGGCUUUCACUCUCGAGGGCACACAUACAGUCAUGACAGACACCCCGAAACAGCUGACGAGUGGCGAGUCGGACCAAGCGCCAGAUCCAGCGACGCAAGAAGCGGUGAACAAGCUGAUCAAGAAGAUGAAAGAGACCGACGUGGACGGAGAGGAUAAGGCUGGGACGGCGGAUGAUGCGGACAAGGAGGAUGAGCCCACAGAUGCCAUCGACAAAUUCGAACCCAGUGCUCCCGGCGGUGAUAUUCUACCGCAACCCACCGAUACGGGAAGUGAUACCGGGACUCUGUUCGCAAAUUGCACCUUCUUCCUUAACCGCGAAACGCCAAGACAACCGUUGGAGUUCAUUCUGCGAGCGUUCGGAUGCAAGCGGAUUGGCUGGGACGCUGUCCUGGGUGACGGUGCAUACACCACAAAUGAGCAAGAUCCUUCCAUCACCCACCAAAUUGUGGACCGUCCCAUUAUUCAGGCAGCUAUGGAAGAAGAUGGCAACGCAGAAGACAACCAGACCUCCCAAAAACUGGCAUCCAAUCAAAGAAUACCUGGUCGUAUUUACGUCCAGCCUCAAUGGGUUUGGGAUAGUGCCAAUGACGAGGAGUUGAAGCGACCCGAUCUAUAUGCUCCCGGCGCCCAAUUACCGCCUCAUCUGAGUCCAUUCGUCCAGAAUGUGCACGGUGGCUACGAUCCGACGAUCCCUCUUGAGGACCAAGAACCUGAGGGAGAGGCUUUGGAGGACAGCGAAGAGGAAGAAGACGAGGAGGAGGAAGGUGAAGAUGAUAACAGCCUUGCCGUCAAGAAGGUCGAAACACCUGUCAAUGACAUGGACGUAGCUGAGACGGACGAGGAGGAGGUUGAUGAUGAUGAUGAUGAAGAACCUGGUCCCUUCGGUGGCUUCUCGGAAGGCGAGGACGAUAUGGAAGAUGACGAUGAAGAAAAGGAGGAGGACGAGGAAGACGCUGAACUAGCGUACCAACGUGACCUCAUCGCUGAAUUGACUGGACAACCUGCCUCGCAGAAGGCUUCAGAAAACCCGCGGUCCAAGGCCAAGGCUGAGGCAAGGAAGAAGCUGUCGGCGCAAGCCAAAGAUGAAGCAGAAGAAAUGGAACGAGCUCGGGGUAUGCUGAGCAAGAAGAAGAGGAAGCUGUUUGACCAGAUGAUGUACACCAACAACAAGAAGAGUGCCGAGGAUGAGAAGCUGCGGGCUAAGAGGAGAAAGCUGGAGAAACAAAAGGCUAGGAAGCCCGUAGCAUAGUAGAAUUGAGGUCGAGAUAUAGAGGCAUGUGUAUUGCCUGAUACCACUGGUUUGCUGUUAUUCAAGUUGCGCCUUCGUCGAUUUGGAUCCUGCGCCGCCAUUCAUGGUCUAGAUUGACUUUUUCCUGAAACUCAGUUCCAAUAAAAUCGACUUGAUUGUAUCUGCCUCAUCGUAGAGAUUUCCAGGUGUCUGGCCGUAGCUGUGGUCGAAUUUGAACUGCGUCCAAUCUAACACAGUCGGGUGUCUACAGGGUUUUAUUCCAGGGAGGGAGAGUCCACUAAAAAUUACCAACCAACGCAGA